Messenger RNA from Staurois parvus, 419 nucleotides. Lineage: Eukaryota; Metazoa; Chordata; Amphibia; Anura; Ranidae. The record is from the annotation of a GenBank genome assembly.
CUACCAUACUUGCUUCAGAUGUGAUACAUUUUUUGGUUUUGGAUCAUGAUGCAGACAUUUUUAUGCUUAUAUUUGAUGCCAUGAAAAUGUUCUUUGAUAAAGAAGAAAUUCAAAUGUAUGGAUGCCAAGCACUCUACCUCCUUCUAGUGAAAGUUCCAGAUGAACAACUGACAGAGUUUGUUGAGAGCAAAGAUCAUUUAAUAAUCUUGAAAGUGCUGGCAGAAUUUAAGGAUACAGAAUGUGUUACUUUGCCAGCUUUGCGUGUACUGCUUCCACUGGCGACACCCUCUAGCAAUGUGGAAGUACUUAUGUCUGGUAAUGUAAGAUGCUACAAUAUCAUAAUGGAAGCUAUGAAAACAUUUCCAAACAGUGAGAAAGUUCAAGAAGUGUGCUGUUGUUUGUUCCAGAAACUUACAUUU